AUGGUUGUAGAGUUAGUAAUUAAUACUAAUUUGCCAGAGUUGGAGGAUGUCUCCAAGGAAAAACUGCUACGUAAAGGGAUAACAUUUGACCCGAACGAAAAGUUAGUAUUGAAUCGAGAAAGAUGUGUCAAUCCUGUAUUGAUCGAUAACUUCUUUAGGUUCCUGAGACAUGGUAGCGAUGACGUGCUUAAACAAAAACUUAACAAUAAUAAGAGUGAGGGCAGUAAAGAUCUAAACUGUAACAUUCUUUUGAAUCAAAUGUUAUAUCCGAAUUGGAAGGUUCGAUCGGAUGUAAUCUCAUUCUGUGAAUCAGAAUUAAAAUCAAUGAAAACCGAAGUUAACGAUAAGUUCGGCAGCGAAAGCGAUCCAAAACCGUUAGUAACGGAGAGGAUAGAUCCUUAUGCUGUUAAAGAUAUAAUAUCAGAAAGAGAGUCGCAUUACAAGGAUUGUAAUUCGCUUGAAACUUGGAUCAACAACCAGAAGGACAUAGAAAGGAUAAUUCAGAUCAGGACAUCUUCUAUUUUGAGCGAGCAAUGUGGAAAUGAUAGGGAUUACAUUCAAGACUUUCAAAACUUUAUCAAAACGAAAAACUAA
Messenger RNA from Kluyveromyces lactis, 594 nucleotides. RefSeq names its product Mix23p (gene MIX23). Lineage: Eukaryota; Fungi; Ascomycota; Saccharomycetes; Saccharomycetales; Saccharomycetaceae. The coding region runs from base 1 to 594 and encodes 197 amino acids. The record is from RefSeq and is a predicted model, not a curated record. Gene Ontology annotation, cellular component: mitochondrial intermembrane space. The transcript has a single exon.